This is a messenger RNA of Antechinus flavipes (yellow-footed antechinus), 4558 nucleotides long. RefSeq names its product SAC1 like phosphatidylinositide phosphatase (gene SACM1L). Gene Ontology annotation, cellular component: endoplasmic reticulum. NCBI's taxonomy places the organism in Eukaryota, Metazoa, Chordata, Mammalia, Dasyuromorphia, Dasyuridae. The record is from RefSeq and is a predicted model, not a curated record. Gene Ontology annotation, molecular function: phosphatidylinositol-4-phosphate phosphatase activity. The transcript is spliced from 20 exons. Gene Ontology annotation, biological process: phosphatidylinositol dephosphorylation. The coding region runs from base 1043 to 2806 and encodes 587 amino acids.
UUUUCAUUUUGUUUGUAUUUUACUUGUCAUUUACUUAUAUUUUACUUUUGUUGUCAUUUUCCUUAUGUUUUAAUUUUGUCUCAUUUAUAUAGACUUUUAUUAGAUAGUAAAAGAUUAAGAGUUGGAGCAGCAACCUAACCGCUCGGUUAAUGACUAUUCUUAUCGCGUAGGUAGCAGAUGUAGAGGCUACGUGGCCUCCCGUUAGAGCAUAAACUCUUUGAGGGCAGGGGCAGCUUUUGGCCUCUUUUUCUGUUCCCACCGCCUAUCGCAACUUCCAGCACCUCUUUGUAAAGGUAGAUAGGAGGGCGGAUCCGGCGCUCAAAUAGAAUGGAAGCUUCCUGGGGCCAGGCGCAGUUCCGCCCCAGGCUCGCGGAAUGAUUGACAGCACGGCGGCCCGGCAGUCUCGCGACGCCCGAGCCUUGGGCACAUUUCCAAAAUCGCGCGAGCUCACGACAAGUCAUCGAUCUUGGGAUCCAAGUCUUCCGUUCUUCCCUGUAUUCUGGGCUCCCAGGUGGCUAGUUCACUCCCCUAAAAGGGACGGGUGAAAAAAAAAGAGUCGUACCGAGCCAGCUAGGAGUCGAACCUAGAAUCUUCUGAUCCGUAGUCAGACGCGUUAUCCAUUGCGCCACUGGCCCUGUACAUGCACGACGCCUCGCAGCGGCUCCUUAUGAAGCUGCACGCGGCCGCGUCAGGCUCCAACCAGACGCUAGGUUUCCUGCUGAUGCACCUCCCCUCCGCCAGUCGUGGGUUCCCUUGGCCGACUAGUGGGCACGCAACCAAUCGAUACGGCGCGCCGCUUGCGUCACUUACGCUUUUUGGUCCGGUUCGCUCCUCCUUUCUCACCAGAGAAUCUCUUCGUGUUCUGAGGCUCUGGCCAAGUUUGUCCUGCUCCGCGCCCCGUCCGAGGCUGGAAUGGGCGGGUCGGGGGUGGGACUGAGGAGAGGUUCAGGGAGCCGGGCUGGGAGCUGCGGCGGCCACCUCCGAGGGUGACCGGCAGGACUCCGAGAGCAUAGCGGCGGCGGAGCGGCGGUGGCGGUGCAGGAUGGCGGCGGUGGCCUACGAGUCUCUGCAGCUGCAUGUGACCCCAGAAAAAUUUUACAUCGAGCCUUGUGAUGAUCGAGUGGAUGACGUGCUUGCCAUUGAUCGUGUCUCCACAGAGGUGACCCUCACAGGGAAGAAAGAUGUUCCUCCAUCAGCUGUUACAAGACCAAUAUUUGGUAUCUUGGGCACAAUCCGACUGGUAGCAGGUAGUUAUCUCAUUGUAAUUACCAAAAAGAAAAAAGUAGGCGAAUUUUUCAAUCAUGUAAUAUGGAAAGCAACAGAUUUUGAUAUCCUUUCAUAUAAGAAGACUAUGCUACACUUAACUGAUAUUCAGUUACAGGACAACAAAACCUUCCUUUCAAUGAUAAACCAUAUCUUGAGCAUGGAUGGGUUUUACUUUUCAACAACAUAUGAUCUGACACAUACUUUACAACGGUUAUCUAACACCAGUCCAGAAUUUCAAGAAAUGAGUCUGUUGGAAAGGGCAGAUCAGCGAUUUGUAUGGAAUGGUCAUCUUCUUAGAGAAUUAUCUGCUCAACCAGAGGUCCAUCGAUUUGCUCUCCCUGUCUUAUUUGGAUUUAUCACUAUGCACUCUUGUUCCAUUAAUGGAAAGUAUUUUGAUUGGAUUCUCAUCUCGAGGAGGAGCUGCUUCCGAGCUGGAGUGCGCUAUUACGUCCGAGGAAUAGAUUCUGAAGGCCAUGCCGCCAACUUUGUUGAAACGGAACAAAUUGUGCACUACAAUGGGAGCAAAGCUUCAUUUGUCCAGACUAGAGGAUCCAUGCCCUUUUUCUGGUCCCAAAGACCAAAUCUCAAGUAUAAGCCAAAGCCACAGAUCAACCAAGUGGCCAACCAGAUGGAUGGUUUUCAGAGGCAUUUUGACUCACAAAUAAUUACUUAUGGAAAACAAGUCAUCAUUAAUCUGGUUAACCAGAAGGGCUCAGAGAAGCCACUUGAACAGACAUUUGCAAAAAUGGUAACCUCCUUGGGAAAUGGAAAUAUCAGAUAUAUUGCAUUUGACUUCCACAAGGAAUGUAGUAAAAUGAGAUGGGAUCGUUUGAGUAUUUUGCUGGAUCAAGUAGCUGAUCUUCAAGAUGAAUUUUGUUAUUUUCUAGUGGACGUUAAUGGCAAAGUGGUGACAAAUCAGGAAGGAAUUUUCCGUAGCAACUGUAUGGACUGUCUGGACAGGACCAAUGUGAUCCAGAGCCUGUUGGCCCGCCGCUCUCUUCAAGCCCAGCUCCAGAGAAUCGGUAUUUUGCACGUAGGACAGAGGAUUGAAGAACAAGCUGACUUUGAGAAAAUUUACAAAAAUGCAUGGGCUGAUAAUGCAAAUGCUUGUGCCAAACAAUAUGCCGGAACUGGUGCCUUGAAGACUGAUUUUACCAGAACUGGGAAGAGAACUCAGUGGGGGCUGAUAUUAGAUGGCUGGAACUCGCUGGUGCGCUACUACAAAAACAACUUUUCAGAUGGCUUCCGACAGGACGCCAUAGACUUAUUUCUUGGAAACUAUUCAGUGGAUGAAGUAGAAUACAAUAAUCCACUACAUACACAAAAGGAUUGGAAAUUCUUGGCUUUGCCUAUUAUCAUGGUUGUUGCCUUUUCAAUGUGCAUUAUCUGUUUGCUUAUGGCUGGUGACACGUGGACAGAAACAUUGGCCUAUGUUCUCUUCUGGGCAAUUGCAAGCAUUGGAACAUUUUUAAUCAUUAUUUAUAAUGGCAAGGAUUUUGUUGAUGCUCCAAAACUGGUCCAAAAAGAAAAGAUAGACUGAAUUUGUAUUUGUGGAAAGCGGCUUGGCCUAGAAGAUUCCACAAUUCAGAAUUGGAGUCUUUACUGAUCUGCUUUCCACACCAGCCAGGUGUCUUCUUAGCUUUUUUUAUCUUUAGAAAAAAGCAAAUCCUAUACUUUAUUUAGUGAUGGUGACAUUCAAUUGAAAUCUGGUGGUACAGCCAUCUUCAGAAUGAUCUUCUAAAUAGUGCAUUAGUUGGAAGUGGGAUCCUCCCAAUUAGAACAAUGCAGGUCAAAGUCAUGGUGAUGUUUUUGGCUUUAAAGCCUGCCAGAAUUUCAACCCAGAUUCUGCUGAACGGAAUAGGAGAGCUAGAGGAAUCUACUUAUCCAACUGGUGCAGUAUUGGUAAUGUAUAAACUAAAUUGAGCUUCUUUCACUAUUUAAAAUAGCAAAAUUAUUUUUCUAGCUUGAGUUUCAUUCUUGUCAUCUCAGAACCAAUCAUAAUUGACAAGUCUCUGUUUUGUGGACUUCUGUUAAAAGCUAAAACUUGUUGAUGCUAAUAACUUCUAUGAAAAGGUUAAUCUUGUUUCCAUCUAAUAGUUUGAUUAAAAUCUUUGAAGUUUUCAUUUCAGGGGUCUCUGAAUAUGCUGGUGAAUGUUUGAAUUGUACUACAUCCCCACCACACUCUCCUGGCAAUACUUUUGUCAUUGCAGUUAGACUGACCACUUCAGUGUGAAGAGAAAGCUUAGGGAGAAUUCUCUUUUCUUUCUAAAGAAGGUACAUGAAAUCAAAGAAGAAUGAAUGUAAAGCCUCUUUUCUUUGUGAUGUUCUACUCUUGAGCUAAAGGCCCAAAGCAUCCGUGUUUGAUUGUCACGGAGGGCGAGAUGUGCCCCUGAGCCUUCCAAGAAGGAUCACCCGGCCUCCAAAGAGCCGAGGGUUUGGGGGAGGACCCCGUCUUUGCACUGGGAGCGGCAGCCUCCUUUCCACACGUGGUACUGGUGACAGCAUUGACUACGUACGUGACUUCUGCUGUUUAUCGGUGUGUCUCUCAAAUCUAGAACUUCAAGUCAUAGUUCUCUUAAUCAAGGACCAAUGUCAACUUUAAUUUAUGUACAAAAAUAGAAAGGAAAUACGCUUUCAAAGCUACGCGUAGUUCUAAUUGUGAAUACAACUGCAUAUUCAAAUCGCAAUUAUGAAGUCCGACAUUCUAAAUCUAUAUAAGAUAGUUGCCACCAUUAAAAGAUAAUUCACUUAAAGCACUGCUCCAGUGUGUCAGUGUUGUGCUUGAAAAUAUGUACAGUUUCUUUGUUUCAAGAGUACUGAUUCAUUUUAUCUUUAAAUGUUUCUAAAAGCCCUUUUGUUUCAAGAUUAUCUUUUGUUAGCACUCAUAACGAGAAGCUGUUGCUUUUAGAACUUGUAUGGAAAUAAUAGUUGAAAAAUCUUGUAUAGUUUAAACUCAGUCAUCAAAGGUAUAAUGACUAAGAUAUAAGUGGACUACUUGUUCUUAAUAUGUAAAUAAAUGUAAUUUGCUCCAAAGACAGAUGGACUAUGGGAUCUGCUAUGUCUAUUGUAGUACAUAAUCCAAAAGCUUUUAGCCAUUUCAUGCUAAAAACUCGUUUCACCAACUGCAACAAAGACCAAAUCUGAACUGCAAAUCUGGCUGCUUUGAAGAGAUGGAUUAAUUUAGGUUUAUUAGUUUCUAGGGUAUAUCUUUCAAAAUUCUACAGUGGUUUUAUUUCAUAUAUUGUAUAUCUGCAAAUGAUAAUAAAACUUCACUUUCUUUUCUAACUCCUGA